Molecule: messenger RNA, 174 nt
Organism: Mesitornis unicolor (brown roatelo)
Lineage: Eukaryota; Metazoa; Chordata; Aves; Mesitornithiformes; Mesitornithidae
Gene: SMIM4
Product: small integral membrane protein 4
Exons: 2
Source: RefSeq, a predicted model, not a curated record
GGGAAGCAGCGCUUUGGCGUUUACAGGUUUCUGCCCUUCUUCUUCCUCCUUGGAGGAGCGAUGGAGUGGUUCAUGAUCAACGUUCGCAUUGGCAAGGAGACCUUCUAUGAUGUUUACCGUAGGAAACGAUCUGAAAGGCAGUACGAGGGAAGGAUGGAGAAAAAUGAACUUUAG